UGGACCAUAGUGCUGCUCCCUCUCUAUUUCUCUCUCUCUUCCUUUUUCUCUUAGGUCUCUUGUGCAUACGCGAGAGCUGCGCUCAGCACCAUGGACACUCUUCGUCAGGUGGUCAACUUCGGCCCAGGACCCGCCAAACUUCCUCGCUCCGUUUUGCUGGAAGUACAGAAAGAAUUAUUAGACUACAAAGGACUUGGAAUUAGUGUCCUUGAAAUGAGCCAUAGAUCACCUGAUUUUGCUAAAAUUAUAAAAACAACAGAGAGUCUGGUUCGGGAAUUGCUAAAUAUUCCUGACAACUACAAGGUGAUUUUUCUGCAAGGAGGUGGGUCUGGCCAGUUUAGUGCCAUCCCCCUAAACUUGAUUGGACUCAAAGAAGCGAGGUGCGCUGAUUACGUUGUGACUGGAGCUUGGUCUGCCAAGGCAGCUGAAGAGGCCAGAAAGUUUGCUACUGUUAACAUUGUUCAUCCCAAACUUGAGCGUUAUACAAAAAUUCCUGAUCCAAACACCUGGAAUCUUAACCCAGAUGCAUCUUAUGUGUAUUAUUGUGCAAAUGAGACUGUCCAUGGUGUGGAGUUUAAUUUUGUACCUGAUGUCAAAGGAGCUGUCCUGGUUUGUGAUAUGUCUUCCAACUUCUUAUCCAAGCCAGUGGAUGUUUCUAAGUUUGGUGUGAUCUUUGCUGGUGCCCAGAAGAACAUUGGCUCUGCCGGGGUCACCGUGGUGAUAGUGCGGGAGGAUCUCUUGGGAUUUGCACUGAAAGAAUGCCCAUCUGUGUUAGACUACAAAGUUCAAGCCGGGAACAACUCCUUAUAUAACACGCCUCCCUGCUUCAGCAUCUAUGUCAUGGGCUUGGUCCUGGAAUGGAUUAAAAAUAAUGGCGGAGCUACAGCUAUGGAGGAACUUAGCCUAAUCAAAUCUAAAAUGAUUUAUGAUAUCAUUGAUGAAUCCCAAGGAUUCUAUGUAUGCCCAGUGGAGAAACAGAACAGAAGUAAAAUGAACAUCCCUUUCAAUAUUGGCAGAAUUAAGGGAGAUGAUGCUUUAGAAAAAAAGUUUCUGGAGAAAGCUCUUGACCUUAAUAUGAUCUCCUUGAAAGGGCAUAGGUCUGUUGGAGGAAUUCGUGCUUCUCUGUAUAAUGCCGUCACCACAGAGGACGUGCAGAAGCUGGCAGCAUUCAUGAAGACCUUUAUGGAAACAUAUCAGCUGUGAAUACUUCAGUGCAAGUUUAUAUACUGCCUAUUUAAAAAAUAGGCAGCCUAUUCAAAUAAUUGGCAUACAUACUUAUAAGCACAUAACAAACUAAGUUAUUUUUUCUCAUAAGCAAGCCUACUAGAAUUCUUUAAAAAACAACAAAACUGUUACAAGGUAGUUUGCCACUGCAAAGUCAAUAAUAGCUAACAUCUUCACUCUAACUAGAACUUUAAACAUUUUUUUAAAGUUAUACUCCCUAUGUUUAUGUGAGGUCCAUUGUUUUUCUUCCUUUUUGGUAGUUUUUUUACUUCCUAAAUAUCAGAACGCAAAUUUGGCCAUGUGCUUAACUGAGCUGUUUGAAUAUCCUGGCUUCCCUGGGUACACACAUCAGUGGUAUAGAAGGGACCAGAGACUUAUUUCUUGGUGUGCCAAGGACACAUUAGACCAGGGUCAGCAAGCUACAGCCUGGCUGCCAAACCUGGCCUUCUCCCUGUUUUUGUACAGCAUGCUAGCUAAAAAUGUUUUUUAUAUUUUUAAGUACAAUAAAAUUUCAUUUUAAAAAAAGAAGAACCAUUUUAACUUCCAGGAUGGCAGGCCAGAUUUGGCCCGCAGGCCAUAGUUUGCUAUGCUGGCUGUAGAGUAGUGGCCUGAUCAUUCACUUAAGGUCUGUUUCCAUUUAUUUAGACCCAAACUCGAUCACUGGUUGUGAGCUCAGAGACUCAAGGUAUAGGGCAAACUGGGUCUUCCUUUGUACUGUAUGUUCUCUUUUUAAAGAGACAAAAUGAUAAGAUGGUUUCUAGUAAGGUCUAUUUUUAAUAUCAUGUACUAUUUUUCUCUGUGCACUUAUAUUUCAAGUAGUAGUUCUUUGUACAUUCAUAAUCAUAGCUAUGCAAGAAAGCUUAUUUAGUAUAUUAACAAGGGACAGGGUAUGAGAUUUCUUUCUUUUUUUCUGCUUUUCUUCUGAGAUAGGAAGAUUAGCACCUUUCUGACCCCCCCACUCUCCUCCAAAGCCUCUCCUACCUGUUAAGUUCAACUGAAAGCCUUUGUUAGAAUACUCUAAACCUUUAUUCUCUUGGCUGUUUGUUUUUCCUCUAUUUGAUGGGUCAGCACUCUGACUUCUGACAUGCUCAGUGGAGAACCCUUUUCCCAUUCCUUUGUCUUUAUGUAUCAGUAUGUGAUACUGAACACAUUAAACCACAUUAAAAAUACUAAAACAUC
Molecule: messenger RNA, 2403 nt
Organism: Gracilinanus agilis (Agile Gracile Mouse Opossum)
Lineage: Eukaryota; Metazoa; Chordata; Mammalia; Didelphimorphia; Didelphidae
Gene: PSAT1
Product: phosphoserine aminotransferase 1
Exons: 9
Coding region: 91-1203 (370 amino acids)
Biological process (GO): L-serine biosynthetic process
Cellular component (GO): cytoplasm
Molecular function (GO): pyridoxal phosphate binding; O-phospho-L-serine:2-oxoglutarate transaminase activity
Source: RefSeq, a predicted model, not a curated record